CGGAACAACUUCCCCUGUGCAGCUGACCAGUAUGAGCUUGUGAGGGAGAUUGGCAAGGGCGCAUGUGGAUUGGUGUGGCUGGCGAAAUGCCUGCCGCUAGAUGAAGAGGUGGCCCUGAAAAUCCUCGAGGCGGAUGACUUGAAGUGCCCUCUGGAGCACAUCAUGCGCGAGACGCAGAUAAUGCACGAGAUGCGGCACCCGAAUGUCAUGCCCCUCUACUGCUCCUUUGUGCACAAGGAGCAGCUGUGGAUGGUCAUGCCUUAUGUGGCAGGAGGCUCCUUGUUCGGCAUCAUCUCUGGCAACUACCCUCAGGGGCUGGAGGAGGAAGUGGUGGCCACUGUGGCUCUGGAUGUCUUGCGCGGACUAGAGUACAUGCAUGCCCACUCCAUGAUCCACAGAGAUGUCAAAGCGGCGAAUGUGCUGGUGAACACAGACGGCCGAGUGGUGCUGAGCGACUUUGGGGGAAGUGGCAGCGGUGGAGGGCAAUUCCGGUCUGCGUGGGCGUGCCAGAAGUAUCUGGCACGCAACACAUUCACCGGGACUCCCUGCUUCAUGGCGCCCGAGGUCAUGGCCGCCACAGAUGACUGCCAGUCGUACAACAUGGCUGCGGAUGUGUGGUCAUUUGGAAUUUUUCUGGAGGAGCUGGCGCUGGGAAGGGCGCCAUAUGCACACAUGAAGCUGGAAUCUGUCAUCCUGACUACACUGCAUGAGGAUGCGCCAGUUUUGGGCAACCAGAAGACCAAGCGCAAGUUCUCAGAGGAGCUGCAAGACAUUGUGGCGGUGUGUCUGCAGAAAGACCCUUCACAGCGGCCCAUCUGUUCUCAGCUGCUCAAGCACAAGUUCUUCAAGGUGCGCUGA
Molecule: messenger RNA, 858 nt
Organism: Coccomyxa subellipsoidea C-169
Lineage: Eukaryota; Viridiplantae; Chlorophyta; Trebouxiophyceae; Coccomyxaceae
Product: kinase-like protein
Exons: 8
Biological process (GO): protein phosphorylation
Molecular function (GO): ATP binding; protein kinase activity; protein serine/threonine kinase activator activity
Source: RefSeq, a predicted model, not a curated record